AUGAUAUUGCGGGAUGGUUUAAAGGUUGUCACGGACGCGUAUGAAAGAGUAAAUUUGUUAAAUUCAUUUUUCUCCUCUUCUUUUUCUUGUUCUUUCUCGAACGAUAUUCUGCCCAAUUUUCAAGGUGUCACGUGUGCUAUUGAACCAUUGGCAACCAUUAAUCUUUCUGAGUCUGAAGUACUUCACGCUCUUAAAAAUCUCGACCCUAGUAAGGCUUGUGGACCUGACAACAUCCCAGGAAGACUACUUAAAGAAGCAGCCGAAGUAAUUGCUCCAAGCCUCUGUCGGUUAUUUAACAUGUCCCUCUCACUUGGACAUUUCCCUACGACCUGGAAACGAGCCAAUGUUACGCCUAUUUUUAAGAAAGAUGAUCCCUCACUUCCUUCAAACUAUAGACCCAUUUCCUUACUUUGUAUUUUAUCAAAGGUAUUUGAACGAUGUGUUUCAUACCAUUGUCAACAUCACUUGUCACAGUUCAUCUACGAUUUCCAACAUGGUUUUCGCAAAGGACGUUCAACAGAAUCUCAGCUACUAGAAGUUUAUCAUGAUAUAUUAGAUUCUCUUGCACGUGGUAAGGAGGUUGAUGUUUUAUAUCUGGAUCUCGCGAAGGCCUUCGAUAAAGUACCUCACCACUUGCUGAUUGCAAAAUUGGAACGAUAUGGUAUUUCCGGAUCCCUGCUACAGUGGUUGAAGAGUUAUCUGACUGACAGACACCAACGUGUUGUUCUUGAUGGGAUCUAUUCCGAUUGGCUUCCAGCAAGUUCGGGGGUUCCACAAGGAUCAAUUCUUGGGCCGCUCUUAUUCCUUGUUUUUAUCAAUGACUUACCCAACUAUAUCCAUUCGGAUUCAAACUUGGCACUAUUUGCGGAUGAUUCGAAAUUGUAUAGAACAUUAGACUCCCCAUCUUCGCAAUCUCUUCUCCAACAAGAUCUCGAUGGCCUACACCGAUGGAGUUUGGAUUCUAGCAUGUCCUUCAAUGUCCUGAAAUGUAAAGCUCUUCAUAUUUCAAAAAAACGAAUCCCUAGUGACUGCUGGUCAUAUCGAUUGGGUUCUGAAUACCUAGAAUGCGUCCCUUUUAUUAAAGAUCUGGGCAUCGUCAUAUCCUGUGACUUGCAGUGGGGAAGACACAUCGAGGAAAUGGUUUCUAAAGCAAACCGGAAACUUGGAUUGGUGAAACGAGUUUGUAGGGAUAUUACAGAUAUAAGUACCCGCAAACUUCUUUUUUGCUCUCUGGUUCUCCCACAUCUCGAAUACUGUUCCAGCGCAUGGUCACCAUCGACAGUCAAACAUCGAGCUUUGGUUGAAAAUGUCCAGAGGCGAGCGACUAAGUUCAUCUUAAAUUAUCCACCACGCGAAGUUUCGUACCCGGACAGACUGAGAAAUCUAGGCCUUUUGCCGCUAAGAUUUCGCAGAGAACUGAAGGACCUAAUACUGUUAUUUAAAUGUCGUUGCGGUACUAUACAUCUUAACUGUGAAAAAUAUUUUUCUCCAGUUUCAAGCCGCUACUCAACUCGAAACUUUGAUCCAAACAAUCUUAAAAUAAUAACUGACCAUAAGCAAAACUAUUACAGAAACUCUUUUUUUCCAAGGGUUAUUGAACUAUGGAACAAUCUACCACAUGAUUUUAAGAAAUGCCAGUCCGUUUCUAUUUUUAAAUCAAACCUGCAUGGAUAUUUUUCGGACAGGCUGCAAACGUACACACCGCCGUAGUUGGUUUUAGAGACAGUCCGACUUCUAAAAUCUGGAUAUUUGCUUUUUUAUUGUAUUGUUCUUGUUGGGGUUGGUUGUCAAUUGGGAAAUUCUCCUGUUACCUUCUCCUGUCAUUGUUUCUGUAAAUAUGUAAUUGUCCUUUGUUGUAAUUGUGACAAAUUCAUUAAAUUAAAUUAAAUUAAAUUAAAUUUUAUGAAGCGCUUAGGGAACAAUUUUACCAAUUGAGGCUUAUAUUACGUAUAAUAACAUACCUAACAUAUAUAUGUUAGGAAAUUAAUAAUUUUGUAAUUAAAAGCGAUAUUUUUAGGCGAUUUUUCAUUUGUAAGAAUAUUCUUAAAAAAUUAUCAUGUUACCAUGACAACUACUUUAGAUACUUCAUGUUCGGAAAAUACAAUGGUUUUGUCAGCAAGGCGAGGGUUUCUGCAUGUAUGUAUUUUCUAGUAUACCGGAUGCUAAAUAUGCUAAAAUACUAGUCAAAAAUCGAUUAACCGAAGCAACAAUAUCUCAGCUAACUGCAAAACACUAUACGACAAUAAAGAUUACCGUUCUUGGUGACAUUUUGGCAAUUCUUGGUCAUAUCCAGACUGUACUCUUCUCUCCAGCUCUGCAAGCACCUCACGUUGAAAGUACUACAUCUACAGCCACACAGUUCAAGCCUGCACCUGCCGCCAUCAAACUUCCUUUAGUGAGUUCUAACAUGACACAUCCUCAGUUUCAAAAGUUUCUCAUUGAUUGGUCUGUAUACAAGAAAAUCACUCUCCUACCUACAUGACUCGCAUUUAUGCAGCACUUGUGAUGAAUCCAUUCAGAAUACACUCAUUAACUCCUUCCCAGUGUUUUUACAGUUGCCUGAGGGCCAAAUGCUUAAGAGAAACAUCGAAAGUGUUGUGACAAAACAUGCUAAUCCUGUCGUGCAUCGAAUGAACUUUGGUAAUUUAACACAGCAUGAGUCUGAGUCAAUCCAAGAUUUCUUAGUUCACAUGUGAACUCUCGCUAUUGACUGUGAAUUCUCUUCCCUACAUGCUCUGUAAACAUUUCAGCAAUGCACAUUAGGGAUCAGUUUAUCUGUGGGCUACACAACGUACAACUUCAGACGGACAUUCUAGCCAAGGCUUGCAACCUCAAGACUGUCGAGGACAUUGUUAAGCAUGCCGAGGUGUUUGAAAGACUGCCCUUUGUGACCAAUCACAAUUUCAACACUCUGCUGACGUUCACACUGUUCGAGCUUCGCCAUAUCGCAAGCAAAAGCAACAGAACUUCCCACCUAACCAAACUUGCAAUGGUUGUGGUAGCAAAGACCAUGGCAUCCCUGGCAUGCCUCCUUGUCAUUCCCAUUGUCCCGCGUGGGAAAGACAUGUAACUCCUGCAAGCAUCUGAAUCAUAUGUCUGCCAUAUGCCGACAGCCCAGCACAGCCAGUGGACUCAUUGCACAUGUGAAAUACCAAACCGAUGGUGAUACCCUUUACUUCUGCUAAUGCAAUCAAAGAAAUUCAAGCCCACCUAACUCCUGACAUGACAGGGGCCACAACUGUUCCUCUCCAUAUUUUUCCUGACAGUGGUGCUAAUAUCUGCUUAGCUUAGGCCCAAAACAGCUUACCCAUUUGGGCUUAACCCACCAGCUUCGCCCUUGUAACAAACAUGUUAAAACAGUCGAUGGCUCCAUUCUCACAUGCACCGGUUGGAUCCCUGUCAAGUUUGAGAUCAAGGGACAUGCUACUACUCAGCCCUUGUUUAUUUGCAACAAGGUCGAUCGCCUGUAUUUUAGUAAGCAGGGAUGUAUCGAAACAAGAAUCUUACUUCCACAGUACCCCCAACCAAUGGCCAAUUCGAUUUCAGCAGUUUCCACUCCUCCCACUGCACAACCAUGUCCACCACCGCCUAAACCACCAUCCCAGCUCUCUUAUCCUGCUACGCUAGAAAAUGUCCCCAAGCUUGAAGCCUACAUUCGAGAGCAGUUUGCAACCACUGCCUUCAACAACUCACCACCUUUCCCGUCAUUAUCUGGCCCACCUUCUCAUAUCCACCUGCAACCUAAUGCUGUCCCUUACACUCGACACACACCCAUCCCAGUUCCCCACCACUGGAAGGCCAAGGUCAAGGAGAGCUUAGACAGAGAUGUCCAAUGAGGCAUCAUUGCCCCAGUACCUAUUGGAAGCCCUGUUUCAAGGUAUAGCCUGAUGGUCGUUGUCUCUAAGGAAGAUGGUUCUCCACAACGCACAAUCUACUUCCAGUGACUGAAUGCUCAGUGUCAAUGCGAAACUCACCACUCCUCUACUCCAUUCCAACUGGCAUUUCAAGUACCAGCACACACCAAGAAGUCUGUUGUUGAUGCCGUGGAUGUCUUUCAUUCUGUGGCUUUAGGUAGCGAAAGCCAACCCUUAACAAUGUUCAUUACAGAGUGGGGUAGGUUUAUGUACCUACUAACGCCUCAAAGGUUUGUGGCUGCGGGUGACGCAUACACACGCUGUUACGAUGAAAUCAUAGAUGGUGUCGAGUGGAAAGUCAAGAUCGUUGAUGAUACCCUCUUAUACAACAAGUAAAUUGAGCAAGCGUUUUAUCACAUGUGGGACUAUCUUACACAUUGUGCGAACAAUGGUGUUGUGGUAAAUGCUAAGAAAUUCAAAUUUUGCCAAACACGGUCGACUUGACGAUCCCUCCCACUAGAGUCACCCCUUCUGCCAAAACCUUGUCGUCGAUCUGUGAUUUUCAUAGACCAACCGACCUUACCAGUGCAAGAUCCUGGUUUGGACUUGUGAAUCAAGUCGCUUGGGCCCAUGCUAUCAGCCCCAUUAUGCAACCCUUCUGUGAGCUUAUUAAACCUAAUCAAAAGUUCUACUGGGACAAUACCUUAGAUACUCUGUUCGAGUCAUCCAAGUCCGUCCUCAUUGACCUUGUGAAAGACGGGGUGCAAUCGUAUGACAUCUCCAGAACCACCUGUAUCCAACCAGAUUGGAGUAAAGCUGGGGUCGGUUACCUCCUGCUACAAAAGCAUUGUCAGUGUGCUAUUGUUUUUCCUGUUUGUUGCAAAAAUGGUUGGAAACUUAUCCACACAGGAUCUCGUUUGACAAAUCCAGCUGAAAGCAACUGUGCACCAACAGAGGGUGAGGCAUUGGCAGUGGCCUGA
Messenger RNA from Paramuricea clavata, 4834 nucleotides. NCBI's taxonomy places the organism in Eukaryota, Metazoa, Cnidaria, Anthozoa, Malacalcyonacea, Plexauridae. The record is from the annotation of a GenBank genome assembly.